GGAGAAGUUAGUCAGCAGAUAAAGAGUUUUUUAACCGGGUCAUUGUACAUUUCUAGAGGAAAAAAGCAUGGCGCAUCAGGACGAACUUGCGACGGCUAUUUUAAAGAACAAGUCGAAGCCAAACCGUUUACUGGUGGAAGAAGCUAUUAAUGAUGACAAUUCUGUUGUAUCCAUGUCUCAGGCCAAGAUGGAAGAGCUACAGCUCUUUCGUGGAGAUACAGUCCUGAUAAAAGGAAAGAAGAGGCGAGAUACUGUUUGUAUUGUGCUGUCUGAUGAUUCUAUCUCAGAUGACAAGAUAAGAAUGAAUCGUGUUGUGAGGAGGAAUCUGCGAGUAAGGCUUGGUGACAUAGUCAGUGUGCAAGCAUGUCCUGAUGUCAAAUAUGGCAAAAGAAUUCAUGUCCUGCCAUUUGAUGACACAGUGGAAGGCCUAACAGGGAACCUGUUUGAUGUCUACUUGAAGCCAUACUUUUUGGAAGCUUACAGACCUAUCAGGAAAGAGGACAUGUUCCUUGUGCGUGGUGGAAUGAGAGCUGUUGAAUUCAAGGUCAUAGAGACUGAUCCAAGCCCAUACUGCAUUGUGGCACCAGACACAGUUAUUCACUGUGAAGGAGAGCCAGUCAAGAGAGAGGAAGAGGAGGAGUCUCUAAAUGAAGUUGGUUAUGAUGACAUUGGUGGCUGUAGGAAGCAGUUGGCUCAAAUAAAGGAGAUGGUGGAAUUACCACUCAGGCAUCCCCAGUUGUUUCGCGCCAUUGGUGUGAAGCCUCCCCGUGGUAUUCUUCUCUAUGGUCCUCCAGGAACUGGAAAAACCUUGAUGGCAAGAGCUGUUGCAAAUGAGACGGGAGCAUUUUUCUUCUUGAUAAAUGGUCCUGAGAUAAUGAGUAAACUUGCGGGUGAAUCAGAAAGCAAUCUUAGGAAAGCUUUUGAGGAGGCAGAAAAAAAUUCCCCAGCAAUCAUAUUCAUUGAUGAAAUUGAUGCCAUUGCUCCAAAGAGAGAUAAGACACAUGGAGAGGUGGAGCGGCGAAUUGUGUCCCAACUUUUGACUUUGAUGGAUGGUUUAAAGCAGAGGUCCCAUGUUAUUGUUAUGGCAGCAACUAACAGACCAAACAGUGUUGAUCCAGCUCUGCGAAGAUUUGGCCGUUUUGAUAGGGAGGUGGACAUUGGCAUACCAGAUGCUACUGGCCGUUUAGAGAUUUUACGUAUUCAUACAAAGAAUAUGAAACUUGGGGAUGAUGUUGAUCUUGAGCAGAUUGCAGCUGAAACUCAUGGUUAUGUUGGUUCAGAUGUUGCAUCCCUUUGCUCAGAAGCUGCUCUUCAACAGAUUCGUGAAAAAAUGGAUUUAAUUGACUUGGAAGAUGAACAAAUUGAUGCGGAGGUGCUGGACUCUUUAGCUGUUUCCAUGGAUAAUUUCAGAUAUGCCAUGGGUGUAUCCAACCCAUCAGCUCUCCGUGAGACUGUAGUUGAGGUGCCCACAACAACAUGGGAUGAUAUUGGUGGUUUAGACACUGUCAAACGUGAACUACAGGAGCUUGUACAGUACCCAGUGGAACAUCCAGACAAGUUCCUCAAGUUUGGAAUGACACCUUCCAAAGGAGUUCUGUUUUAUGGUCCACCAGGUUGUGGUAAAACCCUUCUGGCCAAAGCCAUUGCCAAUGAAUGUCAAGCAAACUUCAUUUCCAUCAAAGGUCCAGAGCUUCUUACCAUGUGGUUUGGUGAGUCAGAGGCCAAUGUGCGAGAUGUGUUUGACAAGGCCCGAAGUGCUGCUCCUUGUGUGCUUUUCUUUGAUGAAUUGGAUUCCAUUGCUAAGGCAAGGGGAGGCAAUGUUGGAGAUGGAGGAGGAGCAGCAGAUCGUGUGAUCAACCAGGUGCUGACUGAAAUGGAUGGAAUGAAUGUCAAGAAGAAUGUCUUCAUUAUUGGAGCAACCAACAGGCCAGACAUCAUUGAUCCAGCCAUACUGCGGCCAGGUCGUUUGGAUCAGCUGAUUUACAUUCCUCUUCCUGAUGAAGCUUCACGUGUCUCCAUUCUUACAGCAUGUUUGAGGAAAUCACCAAUUGCAAAGGAUGUAGACUUGAAUUAUAUUGCCAAGGUUACUCAUGGCUUUAGUGGUGCAGAUUUGACAGAGAUCUGUCAACGGGCAUGUAAACUGGCUGUCAGGGAAUCCAUAGAGACAGAGAUUCGGUUGGAAAGGGAGCGAGCUGACAACCCAGACUUAGACAUGGAAGUGGAAGAUGAAGAUCCUGUGCCGGAGAUCACAAGAAGCCAUGUUGAAGAGGCAAUGAAAUUUGCCCGCAGAUCGGUCAGUGAUAAUGAUAUUCGCAAAUACGAGAUGUUUGCACAAACUUUGCAGCAGAGCCGUGGAUUUGGUGGAAAUUUUAGAUUCCCAAGUCAGUCAGGAGGUGGAUCUCAGGGGAGUGGACAGGGAGGUGGGCAAGGUGGCCCAGGAGCAACAGAUGAUUCUAACUUAUAUGAUGAUGGAGAUGAUGACCUGUACAGUUAGGACAGCCUGCACAUUUCCUUUUGUGUUUUUUGGAAAAGUUGCAUUUUGAUUAAGGCCACCAACUCACCAUGCUUCUGUUUAAUGCAAUGUUGAGGUUAACACCGAAAAAGGAAUUUUGUUUGAUGAAAAUGUAGUGCUUAGCUUAAAAUUUUUAAAAUGUGAUGUAUUAGACACUAUGAUAUUUAAUAAAGUGCUUUGUAGUGUGAUGA
Messenger RNA from Stylophora pistillata, 2703 nucleotides. RefSeq names its product transitional endoplasmic reticulum ATPase. Gene Ontology annotation, molecular function: polyubiquitin modification-dependent protein binding; ATP hydrolysis activity; ATP binding. The record is from RefSeq and is a predicted model, not a curated record. Gene Ontology annotation, cellular component: nucleus; cytosol; VCP-NPL4-UFD1 AAA ATPase complex. NCBI's taxonomy places the organism in Eukaryota, Metazoa, Cnidaria, Anthozoa, Scleractinia, Pocilloporidae. Gene Ontology annotation, biological process: autophagosome maturation; retrograde protein transport, ER to cytosol; mitotic spindle disassembly.